AUGGAGGACGAUCUGGAUGAGAGAUCUGCAGAAUUUAGCGAUAAAUUUGAAAAAUAUCAAUUCGAUGUUAAAGGAGAUCAAUGGAACAAAGAAGUGAGAGGGAAGAAAGAUUUUUCGGCAUCGAGUGAAUAUCACGGCCGCGAACAGGUUCAGUCUGCUACUGUAAGCGUUUCUAACGGCGAUACAAUGGAAGGGUCCUCGAGGGAGUUUACGAAUGGCCACGUAAGUCGUACAUCAGAAAAGAUUGAAAAUGGAUCUGCAACCAGUCUGGAUCAGGAAGAAAGUGAUUUUGCUUCAUCGAAGACGCAACCCGAAGAAUUGCGACAGUUAUGCGAUGUAUUGAUGGAGGAACGAGAUAAGGCGACAGCUUCGCUCAGAGAGCGAAGUGAUGAGGUGUUGCGCUUACGAAAACGCGCAGUUGAAAGUGGACACGAGAAAUCGGAUUUAAAAAUCCGAUUAGCCGAAGUCCAAAGCCACGCAGAACAACUCGAGGAAGAUCUAACAUCCGUUAAAGAAGAGAAUGAAAUAUUGAAAGCAGAGAUAGAUAGGUUGAGAAAUAGGAUUGACGAACUAGAAGUGGAGAGUGCUAACCUUAAAGAUAAAUUUAAAGCGCGCGAAGAUCACGGUGAUGUUGCUGAUGGAAAGAUCACGACGAUCGAUUCGGUAAGCGCAGAUCUGGCGCUUCAGGCGCUGGACGAAUCAGUUUGUGUUGCAAGCGAAGAAGAAAAGGACGAGAAACAACAAGAACUUGAUAACUCUGUUAUUGCAAAUAAAGGAACAACUGGACUCGAAGUUCAACAAAUUGAGGAAGAAGUAAGUUCAUUCGCUGCAUCGGAAGAAACGCCACCGGCGACUGAAAGCGAAAUUGCGCGCGACGAGACAGCUUGUGUUGCAAGCGAAGAAGAAGAGGUCAAGAAACAGCAAGAACUUGAACACCCUGUUAACGCAAGUGAAGGAACAAUUGGGGCCAAAGUUGAAACAACCGUUAAAGAAGCAAGUUCGUUUGCUGAACCAGAAGAAACGUCAGCUGUGACUAAAAGCGAAAUUGCGCGCGACGAAUCGGUUUGUGUUGAAAGCGAAGAAGAAGAAGAGGUCAAGAAACAGCAAGAAGUUGAACACCCUGUCAUCGCAACUAAAGCAACAACUGGACCCGAAGCUCAGCAAACUGAUGAAGAAGUAAGUGCAUUCGUACCAUCAAAAGAAACGCCCAUAGCGACUGAAAGCGAAGUGGUUGUCAAGAGAAGAGAAACUUGGCGCACCACUCCAAAUUAUUAUCGUCACUCGUUCGCCGGUAGUCUUCCAAGGCCAUUUCACUCCGUAGAACUGCAUUCACAACAUUCGCUUGAUCAUUCCUCAAAGCACGAGCGAUCGGAGUCGGUUCAUUCCGACACAAGCGGCGAGAGCGAAUCGGACGUCCAGGCGCCUCUAAGUAUACCGAGCUUUAUGAGAAGGAGAGUGGAAAAACCAUUCGUGAAAUCAGCUGGACUUAGCUCUGUGCAGUUUAAUUACCAACCUCUCCCUGUGAGUAUAUCGAACAAGCGCGGAAGCUGGUUGGAAGAAACGAGAGCCCGCAGUGAUAGCCUGCCUACAGCUCACGAAUAUUCAUCUGAUAGCGAAAGUAGCGGGGUAGUAACUGAGAGUCCGUGCGAAUGGGUGGAACGAGAACAAGUCGCUAACACAUUGAACUCUGCGCUAGUAGAGAUCGAUGGAGUAAAUGGAAGCGACAACGCGAAUGAGUUUGGUCGUUCUAUCGACUUUGACGCACAACCGCCACAAUACGCUGAAAAUAUUCGAGAUUCCUCGAUGGAUUUGGCACCGAGCGGUCAUGGAAAUGGAUCAGAAGUCGUGAAGCAUAAUGGCGAAACAGAAUUCGAUAAAGAGGAAAAGGAGAAAAGAGAAAACGUCUCUGAUUUAGUGACUUUGUGGAACAGUAGAACAGAGCUGGAGGUUUUCGAGAUUUAA
Messenger RNA from Pocillopora meandrina, 1962 nucleotides. The record is from the annotation of a GenBank genome assembly. NCBI's taxonomy places the organism in Eukaryota, Metazoa, Cnidaria, Anthozoa, Scleractinia, Pocilloporidae.